GUCUUCUUUGAUUUCCAUCCGUCAUAAACUUGCAAAUUAAAAGGCGUGCUCCUUCUGUCCUCGGGUCGGCUUAGCUCACUUGAACAUGAUAACGACCGGGUUUUCGAGCUGUAUAUAUAAUAAUACCCUUAGCCAAGCACCACUCUUUACAAAACAUAUCAUCAACGACACAAUGGACCCUCCACGCGAAGUCAACAAGGACCCUAAUCCCGUUACAACCGAAAAGAAGAUCGAAGACCUGUACAACCUCAUCCGGGGUAUUGGCUUUUGCAUGAUGACUACCGUCUGCAAGGAUACGGGCGGAUUGGUGAGCCGUGCCAUGUCUCCUCGCGCGGUAAGUUCUUUCUCUUAUAACACUUCUCUUUUUGCUCUGUUGAUCGGCGAAAAAAUAAACCAAGUAGUAACGUUUCAUCUUUCCACCAAACAAUAUCAUAAGCCCGAAGCAGCAGAUGCACCAGCCGACCUGUGGUUCUUUGUGAACGCCACCAGUCCCAAAAUCAAAGACAUUGAAGCCAAUCCCAACGUCAACCUGGCGUUCCACAAGCAAAGCACCUCCGAAUGGAUCAGUGUUUCUGGCAAAGCCGAGAUCGUUCAUGACCGAUCCAAAAUCAAGCAACUCUACAGUGUCGAUCUGAAGCCAUGGUUCGGUGAUUUACAUGAUGGUACCCAUGACGGCGGACCAGACGACCCUCGUAUUGCCUUGAUCUUUGUCACCGCCGAAAGCGUUCAUUACAGUCUCAAGGAUACGGCUGCGCCUUUGCAGAUUUGGCGCAUCACCAAGGGUAUGAUCACUGGUGAGGCGCCAAAGGUCUCGGCUGAACGCUCGUUGGAAGAAGACGAGUUGCAUCAUGGUCGCAAUAUCCGCAAGAUGGGCGAUUCUGUGGUGGAGUAAUCAAAGUAGUAUCCCAAUCACCCGUUCUUUAGCAGUAUUCCACUUUGUUUAUCGCUGUACCCAAGAAAUCAAUUGCUGAAAGAAAUGUAUAUGGAAGA
Molecule: messenger RNA, 990 nt
Organism: Zychaea mexicana
Lineage: Eukaryota; Fungi; Mucoromycota; Mucoromycetes; Mucorales; Lichtheimiaceae
Exons: 2
Coding region: 86-892 (268 amino acids)
Source: RefSeq, a predicted model, not a curated record